UCAAACCCUGUGGUGCUAUGGAAGUGUGAAUCAGGAUGAGAAGGAGCACUGAGCAGAUUGUCACCUUUCCUUGGGUGCUUCCGGGGAGCUCCCUCGCCUCCAAGUCGACCCCCAAUGCCACACUGAGGUGACUCAAUUGGAGGCCUGCCAUCUACCUGCAGGCUGGGGCAGAUUCUGCCAAGCCAAGAAGGCUCUGUAACAGAAGGGUCCACUCUGCCUCCUGAGGGUGAGCCUAGCUCUGGAGAGAGAGAGAGAGAGACCCAUGGACAGGAGGCUGGUCCCCAGGAAGAAACCUCUUCGAGGGUGGGUCCCUGUGGCCAACUUGAACUCAAAGAAAAGGAACAAGAGCCCCCCCUGGAGGGGCUUCUGCCUUCUUCGUGGGGAGGAUGAGAUUCCAAAGGCAUUUGAGGAGGAAACGCCCUCCACCAGGGCAAGUCGGCACCUUUGCAACUUGUCAUCUUAGAGCUAAAAUGUUAAGGGAAUUCCCUCAGGUCCUACUGCCUGGGAGUGUUAAAGUGUUCCUGCUGUCCUGCCCGGUUCAGCAUUAUGCCUGGGGGAAGGUCGGCUUUUCCAGCGAAGUGGCCCAAUUGCUGGCAAGCAGUGACCCGAUGAUGGUCCAGAUUGAAGAGGACAAGCCAUAUGCAGAGCAGCUCACCAUCAGCUUCCCUGUCCGACUAAGGAUUCUCUCCUGUUCAGAUGUGGAUGGGAACCCACCCCCGGGGUGACGCUGUGAUUCUUGACACUGAUAUCUCUGAGAAGACACUGGGGAAGUGGAUCGCCAACAACUUGCCUUGCUUAGGGCAGAGCGUCAAAAAAACCUACGGAGAUCUGCCUUUCCUCUUCAAAGUGCUAUCUGUCAACACAGCCCUUUCCAUCCAGGCACAUCCCAGUAAGGAACUGGCAGCGAAGCUUCAUGCCCAGGCCCCUGAACACUACCCGGAUAAUAACCACAAGCCAGAGAUGGCCAUUGCCCUUACCCCUUUUCAGGCCUUAUGUGGCUUCCGGCCUGUCCAGGAGAUCGUGGAUUUUUUUCAGAAGGUGCCAGAGCUUCGGCUGCUGAUUGGCAGUAAGGCAGCAGAACAGUUAGAACAGAGCAUGGGCCAAGACCUCCAGACUAUCUCUUCUGCCCUUCGGGUCUGCUUCACCAAAAUGAUGAAGAGUGAAAAGGGGGACUUUGAGGAACAGCUUAACAUCUUGGUGAAGCGCGUCUCUCAGGAAGUGGCAGAAGGGAAAGACGUGACAGCCUGUAAUGGGGAACUCCUCCUGAGGCUUCAUGGACAGUAUCCUGGUGACAUCGGCUGCUUUGUCAUCUACUUCCUGAACUUGGUGAUGCUACAGCCAGGGGAAGCCAUCUUCUUGGAGGCCAACGAGCCCCAUGCCUACCUAAAUGGAGACUGUGUGGAGUGUAUGGCAUGCUCAGACAACACAGUGCGAGCUGGCCUGACACCCAAGUUCAUUGAUGUGACAACCCUAUGUGACAUGCUCAACUACACUCCAGCCCCAAGAAGUUCAAAACUCUUUUCUCCUGUGGUUGAUGAAGUCGACCCUUAUGUCUCCAUCUACAAUCCACCUAUACCUGAAUUCGCAGUUUUACAGAUCAAGGUUCCUUCCACCACUCGCUUCUACGUGGUUACCAACAUAGAGUCAGCCAGCAUUCUCCUGGUGGUGAAGGGAAAAGCAAAGGGUAACCCAUCAGUAUCCAAGUCUGAGCUCUCCUUGCAGCGUGGCACUGUAGUCUUCAUCGCAGCCGAUGAGUUUCUCUCAUUGGAACUCAGUCCGGGGCAGGACUUGCUGAUGUUCCGAGCCUGCUGUCUGCUCUAGCCUGGCCACGGUUAGCCCUGCGGUCUCCCACCGGCCCAUGUUGUAUCUGUGUUGUGUCUCGGAGCAGCUCCAAGAAAGUGGGCUCAAAGAUCAUGCCAGCUGUUGUUCUUACCUUGCUCCUGAAAACGUUGGCCCACCUGGAGGAGCUGGGGAAGGGACCUGUUCUACACGGGUGGGACAACCAUCUGUCUAACAGUGGAAGAGGGAUAUACAUGCUGUAUCUCUGGAGUUAUUUAAGCACACAAUUAAAUGUUGACUGCCCCACAAA
Messenger RNA from Vombatus ursinus (common wombat), 2089 nucleotides. RefSeq names its product mannose phosphate isomerase (gene MPI). Gene Ontology annotation, molecular function: mannose-6-phosphate isomerase activity; zinc ion binding. The coding region runs from base 697 to 1821 and encodes 374 amino acids. The transcript has 8 exons. NCBI's taxonomy places the organism in Eukaryota, Metazoa, Chordata, Mammalia, Diprotodontia, Vombatidae. Gene Ontology annotation, biological process: carbohydrate metabolic process; GDP-mannose biosynthetic process. The record is from RefSeq and is a predicted model, not a curated record. Gene Ontology annotation, cellular component: cytosol.